GUGAAUGAGCUGAAACGCCAAUCAAGGGUUCCAGUGUGGGGGGGACCUUUGGAAAAACAGAAGACCUCUGAAAUCCAGUAUGAUGAAGGAUACAUUAACUCGCUGAGUGAAAAACGUCCAUUGCCAACAAAUGGUGAAGUAGCGCUGGCGGAUGUGGAAGAUGAUGCUGUUCAGGAGGGGGAUAUCCUGAUGCCUCGUGACAGAAAUGCAGUGAGUACGUUGUGGCCAAAAGUGGGUCAGAAUGUGCAAGUGCCGUAUGAAAUCGAUGUACUUCUUGUGAAGGACCGGAUUACAGAUAUUACUGAAGCUUUAGCAAUGAUCAGUGGCAAGACGUGCAUUAAAUUUCAUCAGCGUACUGUUGAAACGGACUACAUGUACUUCUCUUACGGUGAAGGGUGUGCGUCUUAUGUUGGCUUUUUGGGGGGUGAACAGAGUAUUGUGGUUGGGCAGACGUGUCGUCCUGGAAACAUCUGCCACGAGAUCCUUCAUGCUCUCGGCCUGUACCACGAGCAUUCACGACUCGAUCGUGACCAAUAUAUUACUAUACUGUCUGAAAACAUUAUACCUGGGAAGGAAAAAAAUUUUCUGGCGAAAGAUGGAAACACUCUUGGCCUUCAGUAUGACCUGGAAUCUAUCUUGCAUUAUGGAAAUAAUUAUUUCUCAAGCAAUGGAGGACCUACAAUUGUGUCCAAAGACAGCAGUGUGACGAUCGGCCAGAGAACAAGGUUGACUGCGCUGGAUGUGCAGAAAAUCCGGAAGCUGUAUCAAUGUGCCGUUUGAGAAGAUAAGGGAAAAAUGACACUGACACCGCCAACCAUUAUCUUGGAUAUGGAUACUUUUCGAUUCAGGAAUUCUGAAGCUAGGAUGAGAAAUGAAUGUUUUUUUUUUUGGAAGCAAAAAGGAUCUUGAAGGUCGUCUUAUGUUCUUUUCUAUAUGUAUAUUGUAAAGUUAUUUAGAUAAAAGCUCAUCUCACGUCACUUUGUCAUGUUUCAUUUUGUCCAGUAGGUGGAGAUCAUUGUACAUUUUUUUUUCUUUCCUUUUGUGGAGAUUUUUAAAUGGUGAAUCAUUUCUUACCAGUUGAAUCAAGAGUAAGAGAACCUUACGCACUGAAACUAUGUGAAGCGCUAAAAUGUAAUGUAAUGCAAUCAGUGGUGUAGUCCUAACAAAAGUGAUGUACUAUACAACCUUAACCUGACCUCAAAUGGCCAAAAGACAAGGGAUAGUGUGUUUGUUUUUCUAGUUACAUAUUUCUGUUAUGCGUAAUUCUUCACUUAUGCUUUGAAUAUGAAGUUAUAGAAUUGGACAAACGGUUCUA
This is a messenger RNA of Triplophysa dalaica, 1315 nucleotides long. Its product is annotated as zinc metalloproteinase nas-14. The record is from RefSeq and is a predicted model, not a curated record. Gene Ontology annotation, biological process: proteolysis. Gene Ontology annotation, molecular function: metalloendopeptidase activity; zinc ion binding. NCBI's taxonomy places the organism in Eukaryota, Metazoa, Chordata, Actinopteri, Cypriniformes, Nemacheilidae. The transcript has 10 exons. The coding region runs from base 190 to 780 and encodes 196 amino acids.